UUAAGCUACAGCGGUGCACAGGCAAAACAAAACUAAAAAAUGCAGGAAGCAGACGCACAUAAAGCGCGCAUAACGCAAAUCGAGGAGUUCAUCAACGAUGUGCUUAAAGAGGAUCUCAAGCAGCUGGAGCACCAUCUCAAUCUGUUCAACGAGGAGAUCAUGGAGUAUGUACAGUUAAAGAAUACACUGCAAACCUUUGGCGACCAUAUGCCGGCUGGCUACAAAACGCAGGUGAACAUUGGCAGCAACAUUUUCAUGCAGGCGCGCGUCAAACAAAUGGACAAAAUCCUGGUUAACGUAGGCAAGGAGGUGUAUCUGGAAAUGAGCAUGGACGAGGCGAUACGCUUCAGUGAUGUGCGCAUCAAAAUUCUAACCAAACAGGCGGAUGUGGUGCGCGAGGAGAGCGUCAAGAAGCGCUCUCAAAUCAAGAUGGCUCUCAUAGCGAUCAGCGAGCGGGAAAAGCUGCUGCAGCAACAGGAUGACAGAUAACGGGCGUUGGCUUAGCUGUUGUCCUAAUGUGAUAAAAGGAAAAAAAACGAUUACGUGAAAUGAACCGAUUUGAAUGAGUAAAAUUGAA
This is a messenger RNA of Drosophila virilis, 577 nucleotides long. RefSeq names its product Uxt prefoldin-like subunit (gene Uxt). NCBI's taxonomy places the organism in Eukaryota, Metazoa, Arthropoda, Insecta, Diptera, Drosophilidae. Gene Ontology annotation, molecular function: transcription corepressor activity. Gene Ontology annotation, cellular component: cytoplasm; prefoldin complex. Gene Ontology annotation, biological process: protein folding; negative regulation of transcription by RNA polymerase II. The record is from RefSeq and is a predicted model, not a curated record.